This is a messenger RNA of Colletotrichum truncatum, 1038 nucleotides long. Its product is annotated as zinc-binding dehydrogenase. Gene Ontology annotation, molecular function: oxidoreductase activity. Lineage: Eukaryota; Fungi; Ascomycota; Sordariomycetes; Glomerellales; Glomerellaceae. The record is from RefSeq and is a predicted model, not a curated record.
AUGACACCCAGCUCGACCAAACAGUGGCUCGUUACUUGUAACAACAAGGGCUUCGAUGGCCUCGAGUCUCAGGAGGUGGCGAUUCCUCAAAUUGGCGAGACUGAGGUUCUCGUCAAAUUAAACGCCGCCGCUCUCAAUUACAGAGAUCUGGUCAUUGCAAAGGGCACCUACCCUCACCCUAACAAACUUCCAGUUGUUCCCCUGUCUGACGGAGCUGGCGAUGUUAUUGAGGUCGGCUCCAAGGUAAGGCAGUUCAAGAAAGGUGACAAGGUAGCGACCGUGUUCCUCCAGAGAAGCCUGUACGGGCCCAUGAAUCGAGAUGCGUGGCCCGGUGGUAUCGGAGGUGUUCUUGACGGAACAUUGCGCCAAUACGCAAUCUUCCCAGAGACCGGCCUUGUCAGAUCCCCUCGGAAUCUCACCGAUAUUGAGACUGCUACUCUGCCUUGUGCGGCGUUGACCGCUUGGAACUGCCUGUACGGACUUAAACAGGUCAAGCCGGGCGAAGUCGUCCUCACUCAAGGAACAGACGGUGUGAGCAUGUUCGCGCUCCAGUUCGCCAAGGCGGCGGGUGCAACGGUCAUCGCAACCACGUCUUCAGCAGAGAAAGCCGAGAAGCUCAAGAAGCUCGGUGCGGACCAUGUCAUCAACUACAAGGAGAACCCGAACUGGGGCAAGAUAGCUCGCAGUCUAACUUUGAAUGGCGAGGGCGUUGACCACAUCAUCGAAGUUGGAGGCGCUCAAACCAUUGAGCAGAGCCUGGAAGCCAUCAAGUUCGAGGGCGUUGUGACUAUCAUCGGCUUCCUCGCUGGACAGGACGUGAAAGCCAGUGUAUUUGAGUGCUUCCAAAAGGUCUGCACCACCCGUGGCGCCGUUGUGGGUUCUCGGGCUAUGAUGGAGGAGAUGGUUGCCGCUAUUGAAGCAAACGACAUCCAUCCCGUUGUUGAUGAAACCAUUUUUACUUUUGAACAGGCUAAAGAAGCUUACCAGUACCUUUGGGACGCUAAGCACUUUGGCAAAGUUGCUAUCAAAAUUGAGUAA